Molecule: messenger RNA, 3249 nt
Organism: Diutina rugosa
Lineage: Eukaryota; Fungi; Ascomycota; Pichiomycetes; Serinales; Debaryomycetaceae
Gene: SRO77
Product: putative Rab GTPase-binding protein
Exons: 1
Coding region: 1-3249 (1082 amino acids)
Biological process (GO): regulation of protein secretion; regulation of exocytosis; establishment of cell polarity
Cellular component (GO): plasma membrane; cytoplasm
Molecular function (GO): myosin II binding; syntaxin binding; GTPase activator activity
Source: RefSeq, a predicted model, not a curated record
AUGUUCAAUAAAUUCAAGCUGAGAAAGGCUCCACUUUCUCUUUCUAGCGUUUCGAACGCUAUAAAGCUGAAUUCAGAACCGAAUUUGCUGCCCACCGCAUUGCUGAGCAAGGAUCUCUCGGUGGCUAUCGCCUUUUAUUUGGGACUUCCUAAAAAUCUGAUUCUUGCAGUGGCAUACGACCCCGUACAACUGUUGUUUGCCGUGUCCACGAAAAACAACGAAGUGAGAGUGUUUGGUCAAUAUAUCGUUGAGGUCGUGUUUCAAUUCAAACUGACGCAACCGAUUACUGAGUUGCGAUUCGUUAAAGGUGUGUACCUCCUUGCUAUAUCACCUAUGGGUGGAGCAGUAACUGUACUUUCCUUGUAUUCGAAGCAAAUUCUAGGGAAUUUCUCCGUGCCUGGGCUGGCACAACUGUUUGAAACUGACUACUCGUUAGAUUGGCUAUUAUGUGGUCUAGGCAAUGGUCAAUUGAUGGUCUAUGACAUUGAUCGCCUUAGUCAAACUCCUUUUCGAGUGGAUAAUUUACAGAAGAAGAUUUUACCCAAACAUCGAUUAAGUCCAAUUUACAUGAUUGAAUGGCAUCCCCGAGAUAUCGGAACAAUUUUGUUGACCUACAGUCACCUGGCAAUUUUGUAUUCAUUUACAAGAGGUGAGAUUAUUCAGAAGUUCAUUUAUGUUUUGGAAAAGGGCUCUAAGGGCUUUGAGUUUUCAAAUCACAUUGAGAGUGGUGGCAAGAAGAAGGUUUUUGGUAGUGUGAAGCAAGUGAUUCCAGAAAUAAAGGAAGCUCAUUUUCACCCCAAUGGUCUUCAUGUACUCACGGUGCAUGUCGACAAUACUUUGUGCUUUUGGGAUGCUGCCGAUGGUACAUUAAUUCAAGCGCGUUCAUUAUUCGCUGUUAAUUUGAAUCAUCCCGGUACACCAACGACGCCUGCUAAAGAGACCCCCUUUGCACCGAUCACGGCAGUUAGAUGGGUAUGUAGUGCUGAUCCCGAAAUCACCCAGUUAAUUAUAGCUGGUGGUGAUCCUGAGCGUCCCAAUGUCUUGUCUGUGCUUGAUUUCGGCCAGACUCUCAGUUAUACGCUCACAAGCCACGAAAAGCAGUCCCAAUUUUAUGCACUGCCACAAGGUGGACAGCGUCAAAUUCCUUUCCUCAUGCAUGAAAUUCCAGCGGAAUUGAAUACUGGAGACCCAGAGGAGAUUGUCAGAAUUUUGCCUGUCCCACCAGCAGACUUUUGCUACUUUAACGGGAAUCACGAUCCACAUUAUCUCUUCUUGUUGAGCAACUAUGGAUCUCUCUAUUUGGUACCAUAUUCCAGCACCGGAGAGGACAUUAAUGUGGCAAAUUUGCUAAUGCCACCAAGUCUCUCGAUGGUGAUCCCGCCAGUAUCCUUUUCAAAGGUGAAGCAAGUUCCCAGAGUUGAAUGGUAUUCCUUGUUGUCACUGCGAAAGGGAACAGGUGCUUCUCAACGGUUGACAAGGUUGCUCAAAGGGGGUUUAGCUAAUGAAAACUCUACACCUCGACCAGUGGGCGCCGACCCUGAAGCUAGAGCUAUCUUAUGCACGGGCCACGAGUUGGGGGUAGUUCGAUUAUUGGACAUCUCUCGUGGUGCGCAGCAUACCCCGGAACUGAUCGUCCAGAUAAAUUUGAAUGAUUGUUUGUUUAAUUAUGGUCACCCCAAAUAUCUUCGUGUGAGCGCAGUUAGUGUCGCAUUUGAGAGUCGAGAAAUGCUCAUUGCUCUAGCACUGGGCGAAGUCGUCAUUUGUCGGUUUGGAAAAACCACAAAUCCUCUGUUGCCAACUGGUGUAUACCCAUCAGAUUACGGUGAUUGUCCUAUUCAGCAUUCUAAUGGUGAUGCAAAGUUAUUGGACAUCAGAGACAGAGCCGUGGGUAGCGGAUUACUGACAUUCAUUCCUCUGUUUCUUUUGCAACUUGAUACUGGGGAAAUUAUUACUUGCAUUCGCAUGUGUGAUGCAGGUUUUGCUGCCAUUGGCUACAAUACGGGGAGAUUAGUAGUUUGCGACGUUACUCGUGGACCUGCGGUUAUCUACAAUCAAAAACUGGUUGGAGAACUUCUGCUACAAGCCGAUAAGUGUUACCCGACGUGCCUCCAGUUUACCAUCAUGGAAGAUGGACAGGAUGGGUUCUCACUGCUUAUGUUGUUAGUGGGUACUAAUGGAGGUGGUCACUUUUUACUGUUCAAGCUCGUACCCAUGGGGAACGGUGGAUGGCUGGUCAACUUUUCUAGUAAAACGGCCAACUUAAACUACAGACGUCUCGGUGGCGAAGAUCCUGCAAAGCUGAAGCUUGACAAACUUAUCCCUGUCAAUGCUCUGGAUGGGUCAACUGCUCGUGCUUCCCUUGCCAUGUUUGAACGUCUUGCGCAUGGCGUUGUGAUUCCUGGAUACAUCGUUGUGACUUCGGAUAGAGACAUCAGAGUGUUAAAGCCUCCCAAGCAAAAGCUUUCUCAUAAAGUUGUGGACGAAACGUGUAUCGCACUGGGUAUUCUCCAUUUACACGGGGGUAUUUGUCUAGCAGUGCUUACGCAACUGGGGUUUUUCAAACUUUUGUCGAUACCAAGUCUCUCUGAUUUAUGUGAUGUAAAACUCCCCAAGGACGUUUAUGAGAAGGUGAAAUCCGCGUUCAGUUUGGGGAUAUCUUCUCUGAGUAUUUUGGCUUCUGGUCUCGCAUUUAUCAGAAGUUCAGGACUGGAAGCGAUUGCUGUACUGAUUUAUGCCACUGACAAGUCUAAUCAGCAGAAGAUCAAAGAGAACCCGACUGACGUGUUGUUCAAUGAAACUGCCAUUAUCCCACCGAGACCGACGGCACUGGCUAUGCUGUGGGCCAAAGGUCAAACAACAUACGUCACCUCAGAUGACUUGGCCUCGUUAUUAUGCGGUCCUAACAGAAAACCCCCCAAGUACCAAGAAACCGAGUUGGCAUACAAUAUUUCCCCUGAAGCUAAUCCACAUCAAGUAUACGGGCAACGUACUACCGAGUACGAGCCAGAGGCGAAAGUCGAAAAGGCGACUUAUAAAGCGCCCAGUCGGAGGGGCCAAGGAGGAUACGGAAUGCCAAACGCAGGAAUGUUCGGGCAGAGCUUCGUGCGGUCAUUACAAGAUGGUCUCAAUGUUGCCGAAGAAACGUUCCAUUCCUAUGCUAAUAGCGCUAGUGAGGCUUUGAAUGAAGGAAUGUCUGAGUCCAAAAAGACCUUCUACACCUCAGCUAUCAAGCUGAAAGCAGGCUUUUAA